AGGUUUCCACUUGACUCGCUGCAUCUUCCCCUAUUCCCAACCUUAUCCUUUAUUCUCUUGGAGAGCACUGCACCCCUAUAUAGUCUUUUAGUGUUUUCCUGUUUACAUUAUGGGAGCGACAGCGUGUUGCCCUACCUUGCGAGUUCCUCUUGCAAGUGGGUAAUUUGCUUUUUCCAGUACUGCGUCUGAUCUUAUUUUUCUCCUCCAGUAAGAACAUUACUACAGCGCUGCAAGCAUGGUAGGAGUCGCGGUAGAGGUGCGCCUUCCCGAUGGGGCGGAGGUGUACUUCUCCAAGGUUUCGGAGCUGUUUCCGCCCGCCCGCGACAGCAAGACGAGCGAAACUCCGCUACGCUACCCCGAACACUUUAACAAGUUGCGGCCUCUGGACAUUCUGGUGGCGAUCAAGCGGCGCCUGCACAAGCUGCGGGAGCACACGCAGCACUUUUCGUCGACCCUGUCGCCGGAGAUGCACGAGGAGUUCGGCAAUUUAGUUCGCGAAGACCCGACGGUGGUGCGGCUGAUUUUGACCACACCCUUGCACUGCCUCCGGCUGUACAACAACAACGCGGAGUCCAGCUUCUACGGGCGGGUCUUGGAUAACAUCACGUUCCUCGGCCACGCCAGCAGUCUGGACUUUCUGAACGGGCUGUGCAACAGCAACUUGUCUUUACCCGAAAACGCCGACAGCGUGCAGGGCUUGAUCCAGCGGGGAAGCAAGUCCAGCGUGGAGGACUACAUCGGGGCUGGGGACAGGAACAACAAGGCGAAGAGUGCGAAGCCGCUCGUGAUGAAGCUCGCCAUCAUCGGGACCGGGCUCCGGAACGAGAACGAGUCGGCGCCGGACUUCAUCCGCUACGUGAUUCGGAAUCGAAGUUUGCUUUUCGUCGACCUAGUGGGGCUGUGUGAUUCCACGCAGACCUACCGGAGGCCGUCGUUGUUGCCAGGAGCGGAUGCCGCAACGUCCCCCGGGGGCAUAAGCCCGAAAGCGGUAUUGAAUUUUUUCUUGGAUUGUCAUGUGUGAAGCAAGUAGAUCAUUUCGUGCAAUUCAGAUUUUGAAUGAUGAUGAACUAAGACUCACACAACAAAGAUGCAUCGAUUUGUCGAAACAUACAAACAGGCGCUGGUCCAGGGUGCAGAAAUGGCGCUGCUGAGCAUCGCAGGCGAUGAACUAGCUUCACAGGAGUUCCAGUCUGAGGCGUCUCCUCAGAGUAGCGGAGUUCCCCCGAGGCCCACUUCCGCGAAGACACUGACCCUAAGCGAGGCUGCGUUUUACGUGACGCAGUUCGAGCGGCCGGAGGUGUUGGAUCCGCCGAGCGACAAGUUGACCGCCACGAGCGUGUUCGCUGAUCUGGAGGGCAUGCACACGCCCGGCAUGACGCAGGUGGAAAAGCUGCCGCAGCCACUGCUCGUGGAAAAAUCGGCGAACGACGUCCGCGCGCGGCUGGAGCAGUUCUGGGAAACGCAUCUUUUGAAUCGCCAGAUCCUGCUGGCCGCGACGCAGAACGACGCGGUUUCCGCUGCGGCCGUGGCCACGAACUCGUGGAAACUGCUGAACGAAGUGGAGGGAACGGAGGCGAUGCGGCGGGUGGCGAAUUUGAUGCUGACCGGCGACUACGUCGUGCAGUGUUUGGAAGAUUACGAGCGCACCACCGGGAUCUUCACCGUCGAAAACGAGGACAAACUGCACAGCAACGUUGGCGACCGGUGGAAGGUGACUUUAUUGCAGGCGUUCCGCGACGAAGAGGCGGCGUUGAUGAGCGUGCUGGAACUGCUGCCCAAACAGGGCUCCACGGCGUUGCAGGCCGUGCACCCGGAGCACGACGGCACGAUUCUGCACGACGCGGUGCAGCGGGGGUUCUACGCCGUAGUCUACUGGCUGAAAAACGAGCGGCCGGACGAGUUCUACCAAAUGUUGGGACAGGUGGACCAGUACGGCUACACGCCCCUGCAAUACGCCUGCGAGGAGGGCGCGCUCGUGAUGUGCGAGCUGCUGUGGGCGGUGCCGGACGACGAGAGUCCUGUGCAGCCGCUGGGCUCCUCCUACCCAGGGCAGAUUGCGAGCGCGCUGAACAUGCGGGUGCCCACGAUGUCGUUCACGCGGGAAGCGGCCAUCAACCAGGGCUCCGCCUACCCCUACUGCGUGCACGGGCGGACGCCAUUGCACGGCGCCUGCUUUUUCGGUUGCAACGCAGUAGUGAAGGCCAUCCUCGCCCACCCGCUCUUCUUGUCGAACCAGGCGGCGCAGCUGCGGGAUCUGCCGAGUUCCGAACCCAAGCAGGACCUGCUCUUUUCCGCCUACAUGGUGGACGCCCUCGGCCGGAACCCGCUCCACUGGGCGUGUCUCGGGGGCCACACAAAAAUCGUCGACCGGCUGAUCAACUGGGUCUUGGACCUACCGCCGAAAAAUGUUGACACAAAGAAGUCCCUUGUGUCCGUGCAGAGUACUAGCAAACCCACGGCGGACGAACCUCAGUCGGAAAGUGCUGGUGCCCUUAUUAACAGCCGCGAGGUUUCCAAAAUGAGCCAGGUGUCCUCGAGUGGCACAAAAUCGCCGCCCUUCCCAGGAGGGGCCCCCGCCGCCGGACCAACGCCUGCUGCGUCGCAGCGGUUGGCGAAACUCUUCGCGGCCCGGGACCGCGACGGGUUUGGGGUCAUUGACUUCGCGUGCGGGUCCGCGGGCGCGCUCGACCGCGAGCGGUGGUUUGUGCGGGGGGCCAGUCAGCAAGAGCUGCGCGUCGUCAUGCCGGGGGUGGUCGUAUCGCAGGGCACGGACGCCCUCGGCGUGUGCCGCAUGCGUUGGGCGGCGCGGGAGCAAACCUCGUUGCUGCCUUUGGGGGAUCUCGGCACUACGGGUUUGCUGCUGAACAUCAAGUACCUUCUGGCCCAGUUCUUGGCGCAGAUCCCCGGGCUCCACGCCGCAAAGGGUGUGCUCACGCUCCCGGAAAUCGGCCGCGACCCGCUGCCCAGCCACUGCAAGCAACUGGCGGUCGAGCGAAACAACGCGAACCAGAGUACUUCUGGGAAUAAAACCGGCGCAGCGGGGGCGAAAAGGGGAACAACAUCCGCGCUGAUCCCGAGCUCCCUCUCCGAUUUCAUCUUGGAGGACGGGCUGACGCCGGCACAAACAGGUGCACAAACAGAUGAAUCCGCGCGGCGAGCCGCGAUCGUGUUGGAAUCCUACCUGUGGUUGAACGAGCAGCUGAACCCCGUGGAUACAGGGGCUUUUGAGUACAGUCCUGAUGCGAAGUACUACCCGGAACGCUUGAUCGACGGAAACAGGCUGCCCUCGUCGUUGUCCCUGGUGCUGGACCGCAUCCGGGUACUGGACUUGGAUGUGAAGGGGCGGGUUUCGCCCCACAACGACUUUUCUUCAUUCACAGGUCGCGUUUUACUGUUGCACCACUCGGGCAACGCAACGAUGUUGAGGCUGCUGGUGCGGUCGAGUUUGAAGCUGGCGUUUUCGAACGACGCCACGCUGCGGGCGCAGGUGAUGUUCGCGCCGAGCUUGGGCUUGCGGCAAAACUUCGUCGACCGCUGCCUGUUCAACGGGCUGGUCGGCGAGGACGAAAAAACGCUCGUUUUAGCGGAGUUUUUCAAGAACGUGUUGCAAAACGUCACCACCCUUCCUUUCGACCCGGCGGUCACAGUGACCCCUCUCGACAUUUUGACGCAGAAUAGCGAGAAGAUCAACCCUCGGUCAGCGCAGGUGCAAGCCGCGCCGCCGGUAGCCGCGGGUGAUAAGAAGAAAGGGGGAAGACCAAGUGGACCAACAAGCGCGGCACGAAAAACGCAAACCCCGGAACAGCUCGCGGCCGCGAACUCGUCUCUGCUACUCACGGCCUUCCUCUCCCACCCGUUUUGGCGGGGCAGGAUUGUGAGUGACGGGUUGAUCCCCGCAGCCGUGCGGAAGGCCGACAUUGGCUUGCUGUCCACGGUGCUGCAGGCGGUGCAGAAAAACAUUCUAGAGGAUAUAAUCGCGAAGCAGGUCUGGGUGCAGCCACCUUUGAAUGCCGAGAACCCCGAGAUCGACAUGGAAAACACGAUCAAGAAGUGCGCGGGCGCACUGGAGAUGUGCCUCCGCGGGUUCUGGCCUGCGGUGAGCAACCGCAGUCCGAAAGUGACCGGGGUUUUCCCGCCCAAUUACCUCUCGAACACCAUCAUGGCGGCGCUGCUCGACACCGCAGCGAACCCGGAGGCGACGGGCAGUUUGCGGAAUCUCCUGAGACAGCUGAUCAGUUUCUUCCUGCACGACAUUCUAGACGCCUUCUGCCUGCAAAUGGAAACGGAGUUGAAGGACGUGCCGCAAUUGUCCGCGGGGAAACGGGACACUUUAGGCGAAGUGGCCCGACGCCUCUGCCUCCAAACCCAAACCAGGUGCAUGCUCGACCUCUGCCACCCGGCACCGGUGGAAUCGCUGCUCUCGCGCAUGAUCGGGCAGACGGAGUUCCCGCACAAGCGCACCAAGCACUGCCAAUCCCUGCUGAAGCAGCUGCUCGCGGUGCCCUGGGUGGUGCACGAGAACCCGUUCACGGCAAACAAGCUUUCCCUCUGGCGGCUGGACGAACAGGCGAUCUCGUCCUUGCGACAGGCGCAACUGAAGGCGCUGCAGGACCGGGGCACGGAAUUGCUACCGGUGAAGACGGAACUUAUCACGGGCUUGGUGCCGGGAAACAAUGCCGCGAACAACUUGUUUGGUACAGAAGUGUGCUGUUUCGAUUUGUAGUAGGACGGAUAGAAUAAGUAAAAAAAAACUGUGUGCUGCCGGUAGUUGUCAGCAAGACAAUUUUUUUAGAAUGCAAAGCCAAAGCAAGCCAAAUUGAAAGUUUUUACUUAGGCAUUGGUCGCGGUAACUGUAAAUGAUCAUUUGAAUGAGAUAAAAAAGGACUAGACGAGCUUGAGCCAAAUCUCUAUCCACAGGCACUACUAGUAACGGCGGUUCCAAGAGCAAAUCGCCAGCGCGUCGUGGUUCGGUGGAGACAGUUGAGGAACUAAAGCAGACGGCUGCGGACAUGAAUACAAACGAAUCCAAUCUGGAUCUAUCGUCACCCAAGACUGCCGCGAAUGAAAAUGAAAACACGACGUCUCUUGCACAAUCGGGAACAGUGGGAGCUGCAGCUCCGGCACCGGUUUCCUGUUUCGCCGGGUUGAUUCAAAGGAUCUGUGGGUCUAGCAGCGCAGUUGCGUCAAGUGGCAGCAAUUCGGCAUCGGCGGAAAAAAACAGCGACGUCUUCGUGUCCGCGUCUAUUGCGCUGAAGGCGACCAUGCUGUACGAGGUGGCUUUGGAGGCGCAGAGGAUAUCGUGCAUCUACGUGCUGGACGAGAGAAGCAGAACCGUCUUCCACAACCUAAUCCGAAAGUUCUUGAGAUCCGCGUCCGAGGAGCAGUGCGCCGUCAGCUGUUUGCAGUUCCUAGACGAGGAGGCCGAGCGCGCGAAGGAGGAGAAAGACCUUGACCCAGAACAAAAACUGCAGAUUUUCUCCCGCCCACGCAGCGAAGGGUCAUCUGCGCUAGUCGAGGAGACAGGUGUGAACAAACCUCUAGAGCAAAACGUCGCGGAACAAAUAGCAGCUUCAAGUGCAGCUUCGAAUAACAGCAAACCCCCACCGGGAAAGAAGAGCGUUUUGGAAUACAGAAUGGCUUCCCUCGCGGGCAACGUCGUCAACCUCGACAGCGGGAAUAAUGCCGGAGUAGAAACCAAGGUCGUCGACGCCCACAGAAGUAUCGAGCAUAGGUUGUCGGUCGGAGCGCUGCUCUUCCACCGGCUCUGCGACUGCAUCCAGGAGCCCUUGAUUUACGGCCACCAGGACGGAGAGACAGGGAACACGAUUUUUCAUUACUUGAUGCAGGAGUCGGUGAACGAAGCGACUGCCGUCUUACUUUUGCGCGCUUUGACCCCGUCCACCGCCGUUGUCGUCAGGUCAGGGGUGUUGGCCGACAUUUUGCAAACGCGAAACCGCUACGGACAGCUUCCCGUCGACUUGGUGCCCAACGGGACCAGGGGAGACCGCAUGCGAGCGGAGCUUGCGAGGUUAGAGGAACUUUUGAAGGCUCAGGCUGAAGAGGAAAGCAAUGGCACGAACGGCGCUGCCAGUCCCGCGGAAGCGUGAGCGGGAUGGAAAAAAUAGUCGGGGCCUGUUUAUGCAAGGCCACCGAGUAGAAGACAUAGCAUCUUCUUCCCAUGAGCUAGAAACCUUGGCCAUACUGACAGAGUAUAACACACCGUCGUGGCGUAGGAAAUGAGCACCCAAAUUGUAGUACUUAUAUCCCACCAGUAAAACAGUGCUAAGCAUAAGCGUGAGAACCUAAUAAUCCAAGCGCCACACAUUCGUUGAAGCGCGAAAGAUACUGGGUCCCGCGGCCUGGGACCCAGUGCUGAAAAGCAGUGCGCAUUCCGACGUUUACAGUAAAGCUUCAACCAAUAAUCCCCAUAGUCUUUUGUCACAAUCGAACCCGUUGACCAAAAUCAUGAAUAUGACACGCACACGCACAUCCAUUACAUACUACAAACGGCUCUUCUUCCUGAGCGAUCUACAGCACAAGAUCAAACUAACAAUGCUACUGUUCACCAACUGUAAACGAAUAUUUCAAGGCGCAUCGUGCGUGU
This is a messenger RNA of Amoebophrya sp. A120, 6604 nucleotides long. The record is from the annotation of a GenBank genome assembly. Lineage: Eukaryota; Dinophyceae; Syndiniales; Amoebophryaceae.